CCGGGGACGGGCUCUGCAUCCUGCCGGCUGGGUCCCACCGUCGCUGGGCGGAUGCAGCCUUCCGCUGCCCCUGCCUCUACCGAUCCUUUAGCCAUGCUGGACCCCGCAGGGCACUUCACAAAAAGAAAGAAAACCUCUUUUUGGUUCACAGUCGCCUUGUUGGUAGUGUCUGUUUUCAUACUGACCAUAGGCCUUGCAGCAACCACAAGAACUGAAAAUGUAACUGUGGGAGGCUAUUAUCCAGGAAUAAUACUUGGUUUUGGAUCCUUCCUAGGGAUUAUUGGUAUCCAUCUGGUAGAGAACCGAAAGCAAAUGCUGAUAGCAUCCAUCGUGUUUAUCAGCUUUGGAGUGGUAGCAGCUUUCUGUUGUGCAAUUGUUGAUGGUGUGUUUGCAGCACGUCACAUAGAGCCUAGGCCUUUGUAUACUAAAAGGUGCCAGUAUUAUACAAGUGGAAUAGGAUACUUAUAUGAUGCCUACCAGACAGAGGUGACAUGCUACGCCUUAAACAACAAAUGCCAGCUGAAAGUGAAAAGUAACACAUGUUACUGCUGCGAUUUAUAUAACUGUGAAAACUCAGAACACGCUACCAGCUAUUAUGAGUUCCUUGGUGUGAGCAGCUGUCAGGAUGUCGUCCAUCUGUAUCGACUCCUUUGGUCAUCCACCGUCUUGAACAUCGUUGGCUUGUUCCUUGGCAUAAUCACAGCAGCCAUACUUGGGGCCUUUAAAGAUGUGGUGCCUGUAUCCCAAAUUGCCUUCAGCUCUGCUCCUCCACCACAGAUACUUUACAAUCCAGCUCAGCAGAUCUUGACAUAUGCCGGAUUUUGUCCUUCAGCAGCCUCCCUUCCUCAUUAUCCUUCCUAUCAUUUACCCCUUCAGCCUACCGGCAAUUUCCCAACAUCUUCGUCUACUGAUGUAUCUUUGGCUGAUGACCCCCAGCCACCCUCUCAGGCCAGCUGUAACCACGGGGUUCCUCCUAAUGCUCCUCCGUUAUAUACACCAGCCUAUUUCUUGUCAGGUGAAAAGCCUCCACCGUACGUACCGUAGCCAAUAGAUCAUUAUCAACCUGUUUUUGAAAAGAAAACCAGCUUUCACAGUGACAACAAUGUGUGCUGACUAGGUUAGCUUAUGUCAUUUUGUGUGGCAUGGUAUUUCACCAUUUUAAGUCUGUGUCACAAUGAAAAACGGGCAUUGUAAGCCUAAGCAAAUAGUUCAUGAAAUCAAUGGCAGCCUCCUUUUCAGCUACUGGGUCUACUCCCAGCAUUAUCAAGUGAUUUUUUUCACACCAACAAAUAUAUUCUUCUCUGACAGGGCCACAAUUGACUGUAUUUGAGAUUUAUGUCUGGCUGAACUUAAGAUAAAUUGUCAAAAGUAGUUUGACCUUAACUCUGCUUUAC
Molecule: messenger RNA, 1394 nt
Organism: Candoia aspera
Lineage: Eukaryota; Metazoa; Chordata; Lepidosauria; Squamata; Candoiidae
Gene: TMEM255B
Product: transmembrane protein 255B
Exons: 9
Coding region: 52-1044 (330 amino acids)
Source: RefSeq, a predicted model, not a curated record